Pseudocercospora fijiensis CIRAD86 is the source of this 834-nucleotide messenger RNA. RefSeq lists its product as uncharacterized. The record is from RefSeq and is a predicted model, not a curated record. The coding region runs from base 1 to 834 and encodes 277 amino acids. Lineage: Eukaryota; Fungi; Ascomycota; Dothideomycetes; Mycosphaerellales; Mycosphaerellaceae. The transcript is spliced from 12 exons.
AUGUGGCACAACUACAUAGACCUGGAUGUAUGUGCCUUGUCUGACCAUCGCGAUCAACGAGAACCUCGAGCAAGUGGCUCACUGCCGAAAGCUGAAAGAGAUCGGGGUGCUCACAAGAAGUUGGAUCAAGACCAUCUUCUCAGUAGAUCUGUAAGUUGCGGCCCUGGUCUCCUGCUCGGUCAACGGAAGAAGCCAAGUCAGAUAUCCUUGGACCAGACCGACAUGUCGAGCCCAUCAGAUCAGUCCCUCUACACGGCUUCUACUAGAGCGGGUAGCACGUCGACUGCAUCAACACAGACGCUAGUUGAGGCAGAGAAGAGGUCGUCCAUCAGUCGAGCAAUGGACAAGAUACGGUCGAAAGUGACAGGGUCUGAACGACUAUCAAGCGAUAUUUCUGAAUCGGAGAAAGCCAAGGCAAAGGAAAUUGAGAAGCAGAAAAGGAAGGAAGAUAUGGCCUUCCUGGGGCCGGUGACACCGCUGGCGUUGAGGAAGUCUGCCAGACCCGAGUCGCCCGGAUGGCGCAAAGCUGUAGCUGUCUUGUUAUUAUCCUCAGAUGAAGCGUCCAAACGUCAGCAGUUUGCUGUGAAGGAAUGCAGGCGACUUGAAAGGUCUGAAUGUCCCAAGGCUUCCAAGGGUAGCAAUGAGCUGUCAGGUCCCGGAUGCAGCCCAUUCGCCGCGUUUCUGGAGUUGUCAAGGUGCAGAUCAGCUGCUUCCCUGAUGAGUCUGACGAGGGACUGGUUCGUGGUAUGCACGGACAGGGUGAGCACUGCAGGCGGAUUGACCAUGGAAUGGAGCGGCCUGAGCCUUGAAUACCUCGCGCUCAAUUAUCCAUAA